This is a messenger RNA of Didymodactylos carnosus, 480 nucleotides long. The record is from the annotation of a GenBank genome assembly. NCBI's taxonomy places the organism in Eukaryota, Metazoa, Rotifera, Eurotatoria, Philodinida, Philodinidae.
AUGAAUCUCUACACGAUCAAAAAGAGUAAAAAACGUGCUCAACGUGCAACAAGCAAUGUAUUUUCAAUGUUUGAUCAAAAACAAGUACAAGAAUUCAAAGAAGCAUUCAAUUUAAUGGAUCAAGAUCGAGAUGGAACAGUCAGCAAAGCACCAAAAGAUGCAGAAUUAAAAAGUAUGCUGGAAGAAGCACAAGGCCCAGUUAAUUUUACCAUGUUGUUGACGCUAUUCGGCGAUCGUCUUAACGGUACCGAUGAAGAAAAUGUAAUAUUGAAUGCAUUCAAAAAUUUUGAUCAUGAAGGCACGGGAAAUAUUAAUCAAAAAGGUUUAAGAGAAAUUUUGACAGCAGAAGGACGACCUGAAGAUCGCCUAACCGAUAUGGAAUUCAGUCAAAUGCUUGAUGGAGCGCCAAUGGAUCCAAAAGGCAAUUUAGAUUAUGCAGCAUUUACACGACAAAUUAAACGUGGAAAAGAAGAUGAAUAA